Pseudophryne corroboree (corroboree frog) is the source of this 6481-nucleotide messenger RNA. Its product is annotated as ABC-type organic anion transporter ABCA8-like. The transcript is spliced from 39 exons. Gene Ontology annotation, cellular component: membrane; intracellular membrane-bounded organelle. Gene Ontology annotation, molecular function: ABC-type transporter activity; ATP binding; lipid carrier activity. The record is from RefSeq and is a predicted model, not a curated record. Lineage: Eukaryota; Metazoa; Chordata; Amphibia; Anura; Myobatrachidae. Gene Ontology annotation, biological process: transmembrane transport; lipid transport. Bases 126 to 4985 code for a protein of 1619 amino acids.
AAACACGUGACUAGAACAGAUCAGCACAGAAUCUCAAAGCGGAGCCCAGUAACUCCAGUCUGAGUGUCCCCUGAUAUUCCUGCACUGCAGCGCCCCAGUCCUAUGUGAACUCCACUCAUUCCAGGAUGACAGAGGGUACACUGAGGGAGACCAGUCUCUUCCAGCAGACCCUUGCUUUGCUGGGGAAACAUCUGCUACACAAGUGGAGAAGGAAAUGGCACAGUGUCCUGGAAUGGCUGCAAAAUUUGGCGUUUGUUUUCCUGAUGUUCACUGUUAGCGCUUUAGGACAAAUUCCUUUUGACAAUGAAAUCAUACCUGCAAUGCACCUUGGACGAUUGGAUGCAUUCAAGCAGGAAAACAUUACAGUUGGAUACACUCCUGUAACUUCCACUACCAAGGACAUCAUGCAAAGACUAAAAGGAAUAACGAUUCAAGAAUACAAGCGUGAAGAUGACUUACUGGGAGAUGUGGAAAAUCAGACAGUUGUCGCUGUUGUAUUUGAUGAUCUUUUCAAGUAUCACAUCCAAUACCACAUCUAUAAUAUAAGAAGUCCAAAUGAUUACUUUGCAAGCUCUGUAGAUGAUGUUUCAAAUAAGUCGGAUUCCGGCACUGUGACACAAUACUUGAAGUCAGGGUUCCUCUUCCUGCAAGCGAACAUUGACUCUGCUAUGAUUGAAAUGGCCACUAAAACCUCUGUAGAGGGUAAAUUGACCUCCAUUGGGAUAAUCAGGAUGAAGUCAACAAAAUAUGGAAGACCGUUAUUACAAAGUGGAAUCUUCCUUGUCGGCAUGUCCAUGUGCUAUGUGUCACUGAUGUACCUGCUGUCACUGUAUGUCACCAGGGAGCGGAGGGAGAUGAGAGAGACCAUGAAGAUGAUGAGACUGAAGGAUCUAGCAUUCUGGUUGUCCUGGGGAUUACUCUAUUCUGUCUAUGUUAUAAUUAUAGCAAAUCUGAUGACCGUUAUUACAAACCAUUUUGUUUUUAUUGAGAGUUCAUAUGGUGUCAUUGUGCUCCUUUUCCUCCUAUAUGGGAUAUCAUCGAUAUGUUUUACAUUCAUGUUGAGCGCCCUCUUCAGGAAUCCCAGAGUCACCGCCAUCGCAGGAUUUUUCAUUACACUCUUCAUGUCUACAUCAGGCCUCCUAUUGCUUAUGAAAAAUCUCCCCAAGGUUGUGGAAGUGUUACUAAGCGUAUUCCCCCCGUUUGCCUUCUCGGUGGGACUGGCGGAGAGUAUUCACCUAGAAAGUGACAUGCAAGGGGUAUUUUUCUCAGACAUAAUGGGUGAUUCCUCCCAUGUACUUUCCAGCUGCAUCUGUUUGAGUCUAGACUCCAUAUUUUACAUGCUCCUCACGCUGUACUUUGACAAAGUUCUUCCAGAUAAGAAUGGAAGGAAGUAUGAGCCCUUCUUCUUCUUGAGAUCUUCAUAUUGGUCAAGAGAUAAGAUGAUCCCACCAAGGCCACAGACGGAGAGAAGAGAAGUGUAUGACUAUGACGAUUACAAUGAAAAAGUUCCCAGCACAUUACAUGGAAAAGAAGCAAUCAGAAUUAGUAAAAUUAAGAAAACAUACAGUGGCCAAGACCGAAAGGUUGAAGCUUUAAGAGGACUUGAUUUUGACAUCUAUGAAGGCCAGAUUACAGCUUUACUGGGCCACAGUGGAGCAGGAAAAACAACACUUCUUAAUAUACUGAGUGGAAUGUGUAUGUCUACAUCCGGAUCAGCCAAUAUCUACAACUAUGACCUCUCCAAUAUGAUUCACUUGGAGGAGAUUCGUAAGAGGGUCGGGUUUUGUCCACAGUAUGAUGUCAAAUUUGAUCCUUUGACGGUUAAAGAAAAUUUAAAAGUAUUUGCUAAAAUCAAAGGGAUUCCUUCCAACAAUGUGGAUCGAGAGGUCCAGAAGGUCAUAUCUGAUCUGCAGCUGACGGAUGUUGAGAAUCUUGAAGCAAAUAAAUUAAGCGGUGGUCAGAGGAGAAAGUUAAGUCUUGGAAUUGCACUUCUGGGAGAUCCACAGGUUCUGCUUCUUGAUGAGCCAACUGCAGGUCUUGACCCGUAUUCUAGACAUCAUGUAUGGGCCAUUCUAAAAGAGAGGAAGGCAGAUCGGGCUAUGCUUCUAAGCACUCAGUUCAUGGAUGAAGCGGACAUUCUUUCAGAUCGGAAAGCUGUGAUCUCCGGUGGAAAGCUAAAAUGUGUGGGCACUUCUCUGUUUCUGAAGAGAAAAUGGGGAAUAGGGUAUCAUUUGCGGAUGCAGGUUUCUCCAUCCUGUGACCCAGAAAUCAUUACAUCUCUGGUACGGCAACAUAUCCACACUGCUAAACUCUCCACCAAGACUGACCAGGAAAUUAUAUUUACCCUUCCCUUCGAGAACAUGGAUGUCUUUCCUGAUCUGUUUACCCAUCUGGACGGACAUGUGGGACAGAACAUUGUAAGUUACGGAGUGUCUAUGACAACGCUGAAUGACGUUUUCCUGAAGCUGGAAGGAGAAGCAGAGAUUGAAAGAGGAGAUUAUGCUGUUUUCAAUCAGGAGAUGACCAGUGAGGAGGACAGGGAAUUUCUGAACUCAGAGAUGGAGGAGUCCAUCCAGCUGAUGUCGGAUUCUGGUACCGCCACUGUCAGUGGGAUGGCACUGUGGAGACAGCAGGUGUUGGCUGUUGCCAGAAUUCGCUUCCUGAAAUUAAGACAUGACAUGAAAGGUUUCCGAGCAUUAUUGCUCCUGCUCUUCCUGUUCAUUAUCCCAAUGAUAAUUCUCUUUGCAAUAUCACAUAAUAUUAAGACAAUCAAUUUAUGGGAACUGAAGCCAGACCAUUAUUUUCUGAGAUCAGGAGAUAAAGCACACAAAUACUACUCCAGGCUUUUGAUCAACAACAACACAGGUGCACCUAUAGAGGAUUUCAUUGAUGGGGUGAAAUCUCAGGACAUUGUGAUUGAUGUCAUUAAUGGUCCAUACAACAUAAACACUACAACAUACAAAGGAGCAAUAGAAGUCACUCGAGACAAUCAGAGUUACACUUACACCAUAGUAGGAAACCCCCGAGCACAGAAUGCACUACCAGUGCUUGUAAACAUCAUUAGCAAUGCCUUCUUGAAGACCUUUAACUCCAAGGAACAUAUCCAGAUAUGGAACAACCCUGUGCUGCCUUCAUAUGAAGACGAGUUCCAUAUAUACAUGUUCUUAUUAAGCAUGAUUUUCAUGGUAUUUGCAAGUGGUAUGGCACCCCAUUUUGCAAUGAGCAGCAUCGAUGACACCAGGAUCAAAGCUCGUUCCCAGCUGAGGAUUUCUGGACUCUACCCAUCUGCGUACUGGUUUGGACAGGCCAUGGUGGACAUACCAUUCUAUUGGCUUCUGCUCUUUGUAAUGAUUUCCGUACUGUUUAUAUUCAAUCAUAGAAUCAUCAUGGACUUCUCGGUAGCUUUACUACUGAUCUUUCAUCUCCUUGGGUAUGGAGCAGCCAUUGUCCUAUAUGUCUAUAUCUUCGCCUUUAUUUUCAGAAGUGGAAAGAGUCAUCAUGAUCGGUGGUCUUUCUUCUUUGUUAUGACAUCUUUAGCACCCUUGAUGCUUGCAGAAAUUGACCAUCCCUCCAGAGGCCCUACACCAUCAAUCUACUAUAUGUUCUUGUUCCCACACAGUGCUUUAAUUGAAUUGAUAUCUACAAUUGGUCUAAUUAUUGAAGGUGAUAGUUAUCAAGUUGAACAUUCAUCACUAAUGUCAGCAUGUCUGGUGUUAUUAAUUUCCUACAUACAUAUCAUCCUAUUCUCAGGCAUCCUCUGGUUGUUGGAAUGGAGAUAUGGGACAAGAAGCCUGAAAAGAGACCCAAUAUUCAGAACUUCAAAACGGAAACCUACCAUCAAACCAAACCCAGAGGAGCUGGAAGAUGCUGAUGAGUCGGUCCUGGCUGAAAGGGAAAUAGUUAAACAUGCCAAAACAACUAACAAUGAGGAAGAGAAACCAGUCAUCAUUGUUGACAGUCUGCGCAAAGAGUUUAAAGUUAAAACUGGAACUUUUAGUUUUAAGAAGAAAAGGAGAGUUGCUACCAAAAAUAUUUCCUUUUGUGUAAAGAAAGGCGAAGUUCUGGGAUUGCUGGGGCCAAACGGUGCUGGAAAAACCACAUCUAUAUUUAUGCUGGCCGGUGAUAUCAAACCAACAGCUGGGGAGGUAGUGCUAUGUGAACUUGAUUUGCCCAAGACUAGAGUCUCUGAUGAGUCCACUGCGUUCCUGGGUUACUGUUGUCAGAACAAUCCCCUGUGGUCAGAUAUGACUGUGAAACAACAUCUGGAGAUUUAUGCAGCUAUAAAGGGUAUGAAGAAGGAAGAUGGAGAUCGGGUCAUUAAGAGAGUGGCCGAAGCUCUGGAGCUGAAGGAACAUUUAGAGAAACAGACGAGGAAGUUGUCUGCCGGGGUCUCCAGAAAGGUGUGUUUUGCCAUUAGCAUGCUAGGUAACCCAACGAUUGUUCUUUUGGAUGAACCUUCAACUGGUUUGGACCCAAAAGGCCAACAACGCCUUUGGAGAGCGAUCCGUGCAGCUUUCAAAAACAAGGAUAGAGGAGCUAUUCUGACCACACAUUACAUGGAGGAGGCAGAAGCUGUGUGUGACCGUGUUGCUAUCAUGGUUUCUGGAAAACUCAGGUGCAUCGGGUCCAUUCAACAACUAAAGAGCAAGUUUGGUAAAGGCUAUCUCCUGGAGAUUAAAGUGAAGGAUUCUCACCAUCUGGAUGUGAUUCACCAGGAGAUAAUGCGGCUGUUCCCACAAGCAGCCAGACAGGACAGGUUCUCUUCAUUGCUGGUCUAUAAGAUCCCAAUGGAUAAUGUGCAGUCACUAUCACAGGCUUUCUUGCAGCUCGAGGAAGCAAAACGUGUCUAUAACAUUGAGGAAUACAGUUUUUCCCAAUCCACCCUUGAACAGGUGUUCCUGGAUCUGGUGAAGGAGCAGGAAAAGGAGGAUUUUAACCUGGACAUCACAUUUGGGUGGAAGCACCUACGGACAGAGAGCAUCUGAUAAUAUAGAAAACUCAUUGAAUGAAGAAAUUUGCUAGACAAUAUAAUGUGACACCUGUUGUUCCUAUCACCUCUCUACAAUAUGUCUAUAGUGUAUUAGCUACAGUCACUACAUUCCAGAACAUAGUGAAUGAGUGAGAUUACCAGAACAAGUGCUUUAUUGAAUGCCAGAAUGAUAUCACUAAGCUCUACUGAGCCACAUUACACUGGAUAUCAUAUCAUUCCAGGCUCUGUUCAGUGAUAUAUAUAUUAUUGUUACAAGAGACAUCUGUAUGCAUGUCUUAUAAUCUCAUCAGUAAGUCUCACCCUGCAGACCAUGUAACCACUUGUCUUUUCCCCAAUGUACUGUCCAGUGCUGAAUAGUCAAUUACAGCAAUACUAUAUUCAUAUAAAUAACUAUAGCAAUUUGUUUAUAUAUCAAUAUAAUAGUUCUCUAUAACAGGACAUCAUUACUGGGGAGUGUAUUUCUAUGGUAACCCAGUUCAAUCCAUGGAAUAUUCAUAUAACUGAUAAACAGGUUUCAACCUUCCUUUCUAGAGCCACAUACUAAUUAGAAAAAUAAUGACAUCAGGUAUUUUGCAGCGCAGUUGUUUGAAAAAUGUAACAAUUAUUGAAUACCAUUUGUGAAUUACUUUCUUCAAUAUCACAGUGUUCUCUGCCUUUAUUAGAUGUCAUGGAUUCUAUUAUAAUCACACAAGUAAGCAGGGCUUUCAGGAAAAGUCAUGUGACACAAAUAGGAAGUUCAGAGUCAUGGGACACAAAUAGACAGGAAGUUCAGAGAGUGUCUUCUGACAUUAUUAGGCUGGGGCAUUCAGGCAGUCAUUUAUAAAAUGACUGGGUGAAGAAUAGUGAUGACAAUCGAAGGCUGUACCAUCAAUUGUCAAUGGAUUUAAACCAUCAGACGAAAUCAUUGAUGGUUUAGCCAACAAUGGUGAAUGCUGCGAAUGAGCAAACAGCAGCCAUUGGAUCGGCACUGCCCGUGUUUUCACAACAUCAGUGUCGCCAUCAAUGUUGUAGCAUCGGUGCUGUACCAUCGAGGGGAAAAAACACCAUCGGCCAUAGACCAUCGAUGGCUGUGAACCAUCAAUGGUCGAUAUCCAUCCCUAGUAAAGAAUUGGAAAUAAAAAGGUGGAGGUAGUGAGGUACUGAAUCCUUCUGUACAGUAAGUGCAAGAGCAGGGCUCUUUGACCCCCUGUGCUAGACUCAUCCCUAAUUAUACGUGAUAUCAUGAGAUAUCACAGAGGGGGAGGGGCUGCCAGCACCAAGAAGUAGAUAACUAGAUUGUACAGGAAGCUUGAAUGAGCAAGGUCCUCUCCACUUUGUCUUCUUUACAUAAUUAUACUAAAUGACCACUUUAAUUAUGUAUCUAUGUGAAUUUAUAUACUGUCUGUAUUAGUCUGUACUAAUUUGAUAUCAGUUUUAUAUUCUUGAACAGCACUGCAGGACCGCUGUGAUUCAUUAUAAAUAAAAGAUAAUAGUAAUAGUAAAAAUUAAAAA